UUCCUUAAAUGAUGAGAAUAGUUCUGUUCCUUACCACCCUGCUCCCUGGCCUCAUCCAGGCUGGUCACAUCUGUGAUAUCCCCGGAAUUUGCCCGACUGGAUAUACCUGCGUUCCAGAUACGCCCUACAGCGGAAACUGUGUAGCAGAUAGUGUAUGCCAGGAGGACACUUGUCCUGAGGGAGAAGUAUGCGAGGAAAACGAGGACAAGACCCACACUUGCAUGUGCCCUCCAGGUACCGAGCGAAGUGAGACAAACUGCGUGGAGUUCUGUGAUCUCCCUAACGCAUGUCUUGAUCCUCUGAUGGAAUGUAUCCCUACGGACACGUCCUAUAACUGUGUUUGUCCUGAGAACUACCUAGUUCAAAACGGUCUCUGUCUGCCAGGAUGCCAGACUGAAGUGUGCCCGGAGAAGAUGGACUGCCUCCUGGAGCUGAACAACACCAUCUCGUGUCUGUGUGGGGAAGGAGAAGUAGUAGGAGGAAAAGACUGUGUUCCCGCCUGCAAGUCCGACUCUUGUCCUGACCAUAUGGAGUGUGAAACAGAUACGGACAGCUUUAAGUGUCUGUGUCCAGCUGGGUUUAUCCUCACAGCAGAGGAGCAGUGUGUGCCGGAGUGCGAGGUAGAGCCAUGUGAAGAGGAGGACAGCUGUGUUGCACACGAGGGAGUGUACCAGUGCUGCCCGGAGGGACACUUACCUCACCCGGAUACUAGAGAGUGCACUCCUACCUGCCUCAUACCCAACAUCUGUCCUGCAGGUCUGGAGUGUCUCAACCACAAACAUGAGAAUGCCUCGUUCAGCUGCAUCUGUCCUGAUCACUCAGUCUUCAACGCUGAUGGAGAGUGUGUGGACUUCUGUGAAGUGGAGUUCUGUCCAUCUGGAAUGGAAUGUUCAGCCACUGAAGGAGGCUUCAACUGUACCUGCUCUGAGUCGGAGGAGUGUAAACAAUGCAGUGAUAACCCCUGUGACCAGGACUUUAUCUGUGUUCAAGGGGACUUCACUCACCAGUGUAUCUGUGACGAGGGCUACCAGCUGAAACACGGCCGAUGUGUGGAUAUGAACGAGUGCGAGUAUGAUAUCUGCAACAUCUCAGGAGCUGAAUGCACCAACAUGGAAGGGAGCUACCAGUGCACCUGCCCCAGGAACUCUUACUACAACGACACAUCUAACGCUUGUGAUAGGUACAACAUGUGUGAUGUAGAUCCUUGUGAGACCUCAAAAACAGGGAUGUCUUGUAGAGAUCUGGGAGUAGGAUUCGCCUGUUUGUGUCCUGAAGACUACCCUGAGGAUCUGUGCGCUGAACAGGAACCCUGUGACUGCGGAGAGAAUGAAGAGUGUGUGGAGGCUGAUGGGAAAUACUUCUGCCAGUGCGACAAGUCCUCAUUCAAACCCAUUAGUUACGGGGCACAGGCCUGUAUACCAGAUCCUGAGGUAAAAAAUGCUGGGAUCAUUAACCCUAAGAAAGGAGUCACCUUCACCCUAAGACUAGGAGAAACAGACAAAAUUUCCCUGAAACUCAAGGACAGUGAUAGGGACAGGAGAUCACCCUGGCAUCUGGUUUCGUGGUACAAGGCUGAUCGGGGUCUCAAGAUCACCGGAGGAAGAGCAACAACUCCAGCGGGACACUUCUCAACUCCCCACUACAGACAGCAAGUUGUUCUGCAGAAUAUAAGACCAGAGGACAGGGGUCUUUACAUGGUCCGGAUUGAGAAACCUGGCUAUAGGACUGUCUCCGACAAAGUCACCGUGAAGAUUGAGGACCCAAUCACCGCGAACUACGGACCUAAAAACAUCAAAGGAGGAAAUUACUGGGGGUUCAAAGUGCACCUUAACGCCAAGCUAGAGGACUACAAGAUCACGUGGUACAGGGACAUAGCAGGACACUUGGAACUGCUGCAAGAUGACGGGGACAGUGUGAAGUAUGAGCAGGCAGGACGACAGUUGACAGUAGAGAAGAAAGCUGGGGUCUACCUUGCUAGACUCAGGGGUACUCUACCUGGACCUAGUGGAACACUGGUCACUGGGGAGGUCAAAUUCCCAGCAGAUAAAUAGAACUCACAGUAAAGUGAACAAUUUAAGUUUUUGAAAUUCCAGAACUCAUUUACAGUAUUCGAAUUUAUAGUUGUAAUAAUUUUUGUUUGAUUUUGCUGUGA
This is a messenger RNA of Bolinopsis microptera, 2152 nucleotides long. RefSeq names its product protein jagged-1a-like. The transcript has a single exon. The record is from RefSeq and is a predicted model, not a curated record. Gene Ontology annotation, molecular function: calcium ion binding. Bases 9 to 2051 code for a protein of 680 amino acids. NCBI's taxonomy places the organism in Eukaryota, Metazoa, Ctenophora, Tentaculata, Lobata, Bolinopsidae.